Dromaius novaehollandiae (emu) is the source of this 5611-nucleotide messenger RNA. RefSeq names its product neuroendocrine convertase 1-like. Gene Ontology annotation, molecular function: serine-type endopeptidase activity. The transcript is spliced from 14 exons. The coding region runs from base 230 to 2479 and encodes 749 amino acids. Lineage: Eukaryota; Metazoa; Chordata; Aves; Casuariiformes; Dromaiidae. The record is from RefSeq and is a predicted model, not a curated record. Gene Ontology annotation, cellular component: neuron projection; membrane. Gene Ontology annotation, biological process: peptide hormone processing.
GCUUUCGUAGUUUUGACGUGUAAACACUCAUUGCCAUUCCGGCUCCGGAGGGUCUGGGCGCCGCGCAGCCCCAGGCAGCCGCGCCGCACCGAGCCGGCACACGGACCCCGCCGCGGGGCCGCUGCCGCUCCGCUCGCCUAGCAACGAGGGCGCCCCGGAGCGCAGCUCGGCGCCGGCUGCCGCUGCCCUCGCCGCCCGCCGCGCCUCGCCGCCCCCCUGCCCCCCGGCCAUGGAAGGGCGCCGCUGGGCCGGCCGGUGCGUGGCUCUGGCGCUGCUCUCCGCCUGCUGCGUGACUCGCGGCGGCAGCGGCGCCGAGCGGCAGUUCCUCAACGAGUGGGCGGCGGAGGUGCCGGCCGGUCCCGACGCCGCCAGGGCCAUCGCCGAGGAGCUGGAGUACGACCUCGUGGGGCAGAUUGGCUCACUCAAAAAUCACUACCUAUUCAGACAUAAAAGCUAUCCAAGACGGUCUCGAAGAAGUGCCAUUCAUAUCACUAAAAGACUUUCUGAUGAUGAGCGGGUGUCAUGGGCAGAACAGCAAUAUGAAAAAAAGCGAACUAAGCGCGCCACCCUGAGAGACUCAGCAGAAAAUCUUUUCAAUGAUCCUAUGUGGAAUCAGCAGUGGUAUCUGCAAGAUACAAGAAUAACUCCAUCACUGCCCAAACUGGAUCUCCAUGUUAUUCCUGUAUGGCAAAAAGGGAUUACAGGAAAAGGUGUUGUAAUCACAGUACUAGACGAUGGCUUGGAGUGGAAUCAUACUGACAUCUACGCUAACUAUGAUCCAAAGGCAAGUUAUGAUUUCAAUGACAACGAUCAUGAUCCUUUUCCUAGAUAUGACCCAACAAAUGAAAACAAACAUGGGACACGGUGCGCAGGAGAAAUUGCCAUGCAAGCCAACAAUGGAAAAUGUGGGGUUGGAGUAGCCUACAAUUCAAAAGUUGGAGGUAUACGUAUGCUGGAUGGAAUAGUCACUGAUGCCAUUGAAGCCAGUUCAAUUGGCUUCAAUCCAGAACACGUGGAUAUUUACAGUGCAAGCUGGGGACCUAAUGAUGACGGUAAAACUGUAGAGGGACCCGGCAGACUGGCACAGAAGGCUUUUGAGUAUGGGAUAAAACAGGGACGAAAUGGAAAAGGCUCCAUUUUUGUAUGGGCUUCUGGAAAUGGAGGUCGUCAGGGUGAUAACUGUGACUGUGAUGGUUACACUGAUAGUAUCUACACUAUCUCCAUUAGCAGUGCUUCUCAACAAGGCCUUUCUCCCUGGUAUGCAGAGAAGUGCUCUUCAACUCUGGCCACAGCAUACAGCAGUGGGGAUUAUACUGACCAAAGAAUUACAAGUGCUGAUCUUCACAAUGAAUGUACAGAGACUCACACUGGGACCUCUGCAUCUGCACCACUGGCAGCAGGAAUUUUUGCUCUAGCUUUGGAAGCAAACCCAAAUCUAACCUGGAGGGAUAUGCAACACUUGGUAGUCUGGACCUCUGAAUAUGAUCCACUGGCUGGCAAUCCAGGAUGGAAAAAGAAUGGAGCUGGACUCAUGGUAAACAGCCGAUUUGGGUUUGGAUUACUCAAUGCCAAUGCACUGGUGGAUUUAGCUGAUCCUAAAAGAUGGAAAGGAGUACCAGAAAAGAAAGAGUGUAUUGUCAAAGACAAAAGCUUUGAACCAAGAUUAUUGAGAGCAAAUGGGGAGGUCAUCGUUGAAAUUCCCACAAAAGCCUGUGAAGGUCAAGAAGACUCCAUUGCAUCACUGGAGCAUGUGCAGCUUGAGGCAACAAUUGAAUAUUCCCGUAGGGGUGAUCUUCAUGUCACCCUGGUAUCUCCAUCAGGGACCAGCACUGUCUUACUGGCUGAGAGAGAGAGAGAUAAGUCUCCUAAUGGCUUUAAGAACUGGGACUUCAUGUCUGUUCACACAUGGGGAGAGAAUCCAACAGGCACCUGGGUAUUAAGAAUUACUGAUGUGUCCAGAAGAAUACAAAAUGAAGGGAGGAUUGUAAAUUGGAAAUUGAUUUUGCAUGGCACUUCUACCCAGCCUGAACACAUGAAGCAGCCACGUGUGUACACAUCCUACAAUGCUGUGCAAAAUGACAGAAGGGGAGUGGAAAAGAUGACAGACCUUGUAGAGGACCAUACCACACAGGAGUACCUGAGUGAAAAACCCAAAGUCACAGAAGGUACCAGUAGUGGCAGUGACAAAGCAGAAGAUAAAAUUCCAUCAGAGGCUAUGCUACACUUACUGCAAAGUGCUUUUAGCAGACAGAUGGCUCAGAAGCAUCUGCCAGAGAAGACUGCAAGUGAGAAGUUAAAUAUUCCAUAUGAACACUUCUAUCAAGCCCUCGAAAAGUUAAACAAGGCCUCCCAGUUAAAAGACUCAGAAGAAAGUCUGUACAGUGACUAUGUUGAUCUUUUUUACAAUGCCAAACCAUACAAGCAUAGAGAUGAUAGACUGCUGCAGGCCUUGGUUGAUAUUCUAAAUGAAGGAAACUAAACUAUAGGGUAUGGCACUGAGUUGGAAAUAUUCAUGCUCCCCACCCAACCUCCACAGUUUUUUUUCAGAAGUCUAUUGUAUGCUCUAGUUGUGUGAUUGCUGCUUUGAUUGCUUCAUAUUUAACACAAAUAUCAAGGAAGAGGAAAAAACGGGUGUGGGAGGAUAAGGCAGUAAACUGAUGCUUUUUAGUAACAGCUUUUUUCAAAGCCUUUAUUCAUUACCAUCAGAGUAGACUUGCCCCCUCAGGCAUGAAAUGCAAUAGUAUUCCCCUGGGGAAAAAAAACACUAAUGCUCUUUUUAAACAAUUUUCACAUUACUUAUUCUUCCACCCUAUUCCUUUAGCAUGCAGUAAGAUUCAAAACCUGAAUUACCAAUCAGUUUUGAAUGGAACUGCCAAAGCUAUGGGGAGAUACUCUCAUCCCUGGAUUUGUAAUAAAUAUUGCAGUCUUUCUUAUACAUGGCAUUUAUUCAAGAUGUAAGACUGGCUGCCAGUACUGCUUCUGUCACAGUUUUUUUUGUUCCUUUUCCAAACAAUGCAACCUUCUGUUCUCUAGGAAAGGAGCAGUUGUAAAGCUGGAGUUGGGUUGGAGCACUGCAGGAAAGUGCCGACCAGUCAUUUACUAUCCAUGCCUGGCAAGAAGCUUUAUUCUAAGCACACAGUAAUGAAGUUAUUCCUGGUUUAGGCUACAGGCAGAUACAUACUAACAUAAAGGAGCCCCAGAUGAGGCAUCUCAGACCAUGGAAUGGCAUUCUUGCCACCUAAUUUUAACUAAAGUGAAGUGCCUGAAUUGUAAGCCCAGUCUUUGCAGGCUGUAUAUAGUUAAUGAAGACAGAGGCUCCUAUAGAUAGCAUUUCAGAGCACUUGACUAGUUUUUAUGCUGGUUCUGAAUUACCUGCUGGAGUACCCAUCUAUUUUUUUUGACUGUAUGAGUUUGGGGAGACCAGCCUCCUACCUUUGGAGCCUCAGUUAGGUUUCUAAAGUUAAGUAGUACAAACAUCUGAGAUGUCUACAUCCUCAGCAGUCAGGACAACAAAGCUGUCCUUUCCUUGAUCUAUGGCCAAAGUGGUAUGGAAAGGGGAACUAUUUCUGCAAAGUUCACUUAAAGACUGGCUGUUGGAAUGUCUGUGGUAGAUUGUACCAUUUCCUAAAUAUUUAGCAAGUUAAGGGAAAGUGGAUGGGGGGCAGGGCUGAGAUAUGAAUAUCAAGAGAAAGGAGUCAGAAGUAGAAGCGUGGGAUGUGGAGGAGGAAGAAGGAAAUGAGGAAGGAACAGGUAAAAGGGAAAUAGAGGCAGCUCUGAGGGAGGAGCAAGGGCAGGCUGCUCCCUGACAGUAGCAGUUGCAGGAAAAAAAAAUGGAAAAAGGUGAUGGAGGAAAAAACAGAGUAGUGAGAAACAUGGUGAGAAUUCUGUGGUGAGAAGAAAAGGGGUAAUGAAGGGAGAAGCGGCCUGGUCAGAAAGGUCUAUCACCCUAUCCCAGGUGAAAAAAAUGAAAUCUGGAGCAGAAUGAUACGAAUGUUAGUGUUUGUUAGAGAAAUAGUUUCCCACACAUUCCUCUUUAAAGUCAAAGUCAAUAUUGGCCUAUUGUUUUGUUGUUCAUAAUUAAAAAACAGUGUAGUGUUGGACAGUCAGAAAUUGGAGGGGAUCUAGAUCAAGGAAAUAAAGAUUCCUAGUGGAAGGAAAAACGCAGUACCUAAUAACAGUGCUAAAGAUAACCUGAAUAAAUACCAACUAGGUUUUACUUCUCUCUCUCUCUCUCUUCCCCCCCUCACACAGUCUCUUUCUUUCUCUCUCAUGUCUAUCUAUUGAUUCCAAACAUUCCAGAAAUACUUGUUAUCUUUCACUAUCUAUUCCAUUAAAUGAUGCAAUUGUCUAUAAAACAGGAGUUUAACAUUUUGCUGAUAAAUCAUCACUUUGGACAAUGAUUUUUCAAACUUCACACUAAAUCUUGUAAUUUAAGACAAAAUCUGUUUACAGUAACAGUACUUAAAUCUUAUUUUAUGGGUAAACAGGAUUGUCUGAAGACAACUUUGAAAUUUGUCUUACCAAAUUUGAGAUUUGAAAAUCUCUGCUUAAUCAUUCAUUCUAAUGGUUUCAUGCCAAUCUUGGGCUUAGUCCUCAUUUUUGCCAGCUUUGGAUAAAUUUAACUUAGCUGAUUUGAAGAAUUCUUCCAUAUUUCUAUUCCAUAUUAUCAUACUCCAAAAAUAGCAACUCUGAGAUUGAAUGUCUCUUAUACUACAUCACUCCUUUGGUAUUAAGUAAUUUGCUUAGAACAAGAAGUGAUAAAAAAUACAGAAGUCAUCCAAAUCAGAAAGCUUUCUGAUGCUGUCCCUUCAACACACAAGCUUUCUGGCAAUUUAUAACUACUGAACAAGCAAAAUGUUAGAAUUUCUAAUUGCUGCUAUUGGACAUUGAGCACACUAACAUGUUUCCACUAAUGUUUAAUUUUCAGAAUUGGGAGUUAAUCUCUACAAAAAUAUUCCUGUAUGUGUGCGUUAGGAUGGGCUUUACUUCUGUGCAAUGAAGCUUAGAGGCUGCUUCCCUCAGAGAACAGCAAUCUUAGCCAGUCGUCAAUCAGGUAUGAUAAGGUGAGGAAAGUACUAGCAACACUCAAUCAGCCCUUGAAAAAAGCACUCAGAUUAAACAGGGGGAAAACAUAGGACCCUCCUUUGUUUUAAGCUCAGUUCCCAUAUUGUAGCCAAAGUUUCAUCAGAGGACAACAUUAAAGUCUCUCUUUUGAAUGUUUCCAACCCAGAGGAUAUUGUACAGGAGUAAAUUAUUUUUAUUGUUAGUCUUUCCUUGGUACCUGUGUGGGUUUUGUGAAAAAUGUAAAAGGAAAAAAAAAUGUUUUCUCUCAGAAUUUUAAAUUAUAUUUUCUUUACAGGUAUUUAUAAUAUAGCAAAGAUUUUAUUGAACAGACAGAAUUUUAAAAGGCAUAAUAAAUUAUAUUAAAGAACCAGAUUUUUCUUGGGAAAGAGACAAUUUCAUCCAAUAAAGGUAUUUUUUAAAAGGCAUGUUCCAACAGCAACUGCAACUGUAUGUGAUGUGAUGUUAAAAUUUGUCUACUAGUAGCAUAAUACAGUGUGUUAGCAGAGCUCAGACUGUGUGGUCUUAACCUUUGUAAAGAAAACAAUAA